UUAUUUCGUCGUUUGAAUUUUGCUCAUCAGGUCGUGUUUCGAAAACUUAUCGUUUACCAACAGUCGUCAUGCCGUAUUACGCUGUGUCAGAAGGUGUCCGACCCGGGAUUUAUAAUUCUUGGGGAGAAUGUGAGCAGCAAGUGUCAAGGUUUCCAGGGGCGCACUUCAGGAAAUUCAGCACGCGGGAAGAAGCAGAAGAUUACAUGAGCGAUCCGAUAGAGGUUCCAGAUAGAAUUUUGCGACAGGCUCGUUUGGCGCGGAGCUUCGAGUUCACUGACGAUGAUUUUGCCGUGUGUUACACGGAUGGAUCCUGCAAGAGGUCCAAGGGUAACGCUGCUGGAGUCGGAGUCUGGUUUGGUCCCCGACACGUCGCGAACAUUUCGGAGCCCAUACCUCCGCCGAGUACAAACAAUAAGGCCGAACUACUGGCAGUAUUAUACGCCAUCCAUGCGGCGAACGAAGCGGGUUUGGUGAGGCUUGAGAUCAGAAGCGACUCGUGGUACGUCAUCAAUUCUUGCUCGGUAUGGAUAAAAAAGUGGAGGCGCAAUAACUGGCAAACAUCGAACUACAAUGGCUAUUCGAAAGAUGUCGAAAAUCAAGACGAAAUUCGAGCAAUUGACGAAGCCUUAUCGUUAAUUACCGUUCGCUUCGUUGAUCUGCGGAAGCAGCUUUUAUCAUUCUCGGCACUUUUAUCGGUGAAAAUGCCGUUUUACGCUGUUCUGCGUGGUGUCAAUCCUGGGAUUUUUUCGUCUUGGCAAGAAUGUGAGCCUCAAGUGUCGAGGUUUAGUAGGAAUGAGUACAGGAAGUUCUCCACUCGCCAGGAUGCGGAAAACUACCUGAAUGAGCAAGGGUCUCAAGUUACUGUCAACAAUCGUAUCCUAAUGGAGCUUUUGCAAAUAGUAAAGGAUCUUGUUCGCAAGGUGCAUGUUCUGGAAUCAUCGCAUGAAGCUGUGAGAGGUGUGCCACAAUGUCCCUGUCCGCCAACUGUUAAGUUUUCCACUCUUGAGAUGUGUCAUUUAUUGAGCGUGUCCCGAAAGGAGCUCAAAGAAAUCACACUGCGAGGUGAAGGACGUCUGUCGCAAAUGUUAAUGGACUAUUUUCCUGGGAACGCGGAUAAACGUAGAGCCGAGACGGACAUCAUGUCAGUAGAACCUCCUUCCAAGAUACUGAAGCCAGAUUUGGUGGUCAGAGAGCCAGAGUCUCUUGUUGCUUCCGGAGAACGUUCAACAUAUGAAAAGCCGAAAAUUCCUCCAAGAAUUUUAGAAGAAGCACGAAAAGCGAAGGUCUCAGAUUUUACUUUCACUCCUGAUGGAUUUGCCAUCUGUUAUACCGACGGAUCCUGCAUCACUCAUUUGCAAAUUUCCGGAGUUGGAGUUUGGUUUGGACAUGACCACGUUGCGAACAUUUCAGAGCCCCUGCCCGUUCCGGGCACAAGUAACCGUGCAGAACUGACUGCCGUGCUCUAUGCGAUCCACGUUGCAAAGGAAGCCGGUCUGAGUAAGUUGGAGGUCCGUACCGAUUCGACAUACACCAAGAAUUGUGUCACUGUUUGGCUGCCGAAUUGGAAAGUCAACAAUUGGCAGACAACCGCGAAUAAAGAUGUCCUGAAUCAAAAUGAAAUCCGAGCUAUCGACGAAGCCUUCAAUUAUGUGGAAGUGAAAUUUAAGUGGAUACGAGCUCAUUCCAAAGAAGAAGGAAACGAAGCUGCGGAUCGAUUGGCGAGGCUUGGUGUGGCUAAAUCUAUGAGAAAUUCCGAGAGUUGAAACUGGCCCAUUUAUCGGAUGUCAGAAGCAUUUCGAAGAUUGUAUGAUCUCUAACAAUCUCCGGGAUUUUCUCACCUGAAGCAAGCAGAAGUUGAACAAUGAUUGAACUCUGAGCUUAGUGCAUUUGUGCGAAUGAAAUGUUUCUUGUGUACAGUGCUUAACUCUUUGGAAGGUCGCCAAGUUUUUCUCUCAAAUGCGCCGAGCUCACCAGUGCCUUUUUUUUUUGGGCGCUCCAUUUUUUCAAAUCGUGAAUCCUGUUGUCACGGUAUGAUUGGAAUUUUUAAGGAAUACGAGGGUUGUCCCACUUCUGGCGUUGGAUAUAUUUCUAGAGUAGGUACCAUUGUUUUUAAAAAAAAAAAUUAGCUCAUGCAAUCGUAAGGUUCUGGGAUUUUUUCAGAAUUUUUAGAAAAAUUUCAGAUUUCCUGCAGGAUAACUGCAGAACUUUCCAGUUCUUGUGAGAGUUCUCCGUCCACGUCACUGGCUGUUGAAAAUUUUUUUUAGUCCAGACAAAAUAUUGAAAUUUAUUUCGUUUUUAUUAUAAACUCCUACAUCUUGUGCAAUUUGUGGUUUUUGCCUGUGAUAUGUUCUCACUACUUCGAAAUUUAUAAAACUUUUUAUUUUAAUGUUCUGCCUCAAGGUUAGAAAGCAGGGUUGUAUGUGCAAGUACGGUUAAAUCUUUUCCCGUGAGUCAGCCAAUUUUCCCUCCGUUUGCCCAGGUUCCUCUCCUGUCUUCUUCAUCAGUUAAAAAAUAAAAUGAACGAAAAUUAUAUAAAAAUUGCAUGGUAAAAAGAAAAAUGGCUCAGGCAGGAACUAGGCCUUGGAUGGAGAACCUUGCAAUUGCAUGGGCUGUACUUUUUACAUGUAUACUUUUUGCAACGGUACCUACUCCGGGAAUACUCUACAGGAACAGGAUAAAACUUGUAAUGGUGGCUUCCUGAGAAAAUUCGAAUUGGUAAAACGCGAAGUUCUCCACAAUUGCUUAUUGGACAUUGUAAAAGAAGAUGUUUUGUUUAAAAAAAAAAGGAGGAAUCCUUGCAUGGGGAAAUUCGUGCCGAUUCUUUCGCAUCAUUUGGAAAAAUUCGCAGAAAUAGUCGUGUAUGUAAACAUGAAUACAAAAUGAAACAAACGAGCAAACUCAACAAGAACAUGAUCGUUGUGCUGUUGGAAAACUCUUCUGUUGGUUUUCGAAAUACAAACAUUGUCUGGUUGCUGUAUCAAGAAA
Molecule: messenger RNA, 2985 nt
Organism: Notodromas monacha
Lineage: Eukaryota; Metazoa; Arthropoda; Ostracoda; Podocopida; Cyprididae
Source: the annotation of a GenBank genome assembly